GAGGGGAUCUGAGGGGGCGGGUCAAGCUCCUACUGUCACUUCCUUGUCAACAGAAAUCUGAAUUCACAGGACAAAAUCUGCAAAAAUGCUGCACAGGAUUCUGAGUGUGACAACCAGGGAUGUGAGAUUUCCCACGUCUCAGGAGCAACAUGGUUCAGAUGCAAUGCACACAGACCCGGAUUAUUCGGUCGCAUAUGUGGUUAUCGACACGGACAGCGGGCUGAAAGGUUUCGGCAUCACCUUCACUUUAGGAAAAGGAACCGAGAUAGUGGUUCGUGCUGUGGAGGCUCUGGCAGGGCUGGUUGUUGGUAAAUCUUUACAGGAGAUUGUGAGUGACUUUCGUGGAUUUUACCGCCUCCUGACCAGCGAUAGUCAGAUGAGAUGGUUGGGCCCAGAAAAAGGAGUGAUCCACUUGGCCACAGCUGCAGUCCUGAAUGCUGUAUGGGACCUAUGGGCAAGGUCAGAGUCUAAGCCGCUGUGGAAGCUGCUUGUUGACAUGAGUCCCAAGCAGAUUGUCUCCUGCAUUGACUUCAGAUACAUCACUGAUGUGCUCACAGAGGAGGAGGCUGUUGAGAUACUCGAGAAGGCGAAGGAGGGCAUGCAGCAGAGAGAGGAACAAAUGCUGAGAGAGGGUUAUCCUGCCUACACCACCUCCUGUGCCUGGCUUGGAUACUCAGAUGAACAACUCAGAGAGCUCUGCACAGACGCACUCAAAAGCGGUUGGACUAAAUUCAAGGUGAAAGUUGGUGCAGAUCUGGAGGACGACAUUCGCAGGUGCCGCCUCAUAAGGCAGAUGAUUGGACCCGAGAACACUUUGAUGAUCGAUGCCAACCAGAGAUGGGACGUCGGCGAGGCCAUCAGCUGGGUGACCAGUCUUGCUGAAUUCAAACCUCUGUGGAUCGAGGAGCCCACGUGUCCGGAUGACAUCCUGGGUCACGCUACUAUCUCUAAGGCUUUGGCUCCUCUCGGGAUUGGAGUGGCCACAGGAGAACAGUGUCACAACAGGGUGAUGUUUAAGCAGUUCCUCCAGGCCUCGGCUCUGCAGUUUGUGCAGAUCGACAGCUGUCGGCUGGGGAGUGUCAAUGAGAACCUGGCUGUGCUGCUCAUGGCCCACAAGUUCCGGGUGCCCGUUUGUCCUCAUAGUGGAGGAGUCGGACUCUGUGAGCUCGUCCAGCAUCUCAUUCUGUUUGACUACAUCUCUGUGUCUGCAAGUCUCAGCAACCGCAUGUGUGAAUACGUUGAUCACCUGCAUGAACACUUCACCAGCCCUGUGGUGAUACGUGAUGCCCACUACAUGCUUCCUAAGGAUCCAGGAUAUUCUUGUGAGAUGCUGGAGUCAUCAGUGAAGAGACACCAGUACCCUGAAGGAGACGUUUGGAGGCUGAAUAUGGAGAAAUGAGGAGUCCAUCUUUUAUCUUUUAUCUUUUAUCUUGUACAGUUGUGCUCGUAAGUUUACCAACCCAGAAUGCAGAAUUUAUGGUUUCUUGGGUAGUUUCUGUUGUCUUUAUGAUAUAAAAAGAGUAAACACAGUUGUUUGAUAAAAAAUUUGCUUCACCCACCCACUAACCAUGAGUGAAAAAAAGUUUUUCUCUUAUCAUUCAUAUUCUCUGAAAAAUGCCCUCCAAGAAAAUCACAAAUUCUGCCAGGGUAUGUAAACGUAUGAGCACAACUGUAUGUGCAGAAAAUGCUGAGUCAUGACCAGGUGUUAGGGCUCAGUCCUGUACCUGCAGCAGUUUUUGAACAAUGUUUUGUGUCACUUUGGGUUUCUGAGCAAUAAGCAAUUCUUCACAAGUAACUCUGGCAGAAAUGUAGUUCUUUAUUUACUAAAGUGGUCUAGAAAUGACAAACUAAAAUGAUAUUUUCCAAACAACAAACACAAACACCAUUUAAAUAAUACAUAAGAAAGUAACUGAAAGAAAACAAAUCAUAGCUCUUGUCCUAUCAGAUGACUUGUUUCUAUAAGAUCUUUUUAGAAGUAAAAAAAAAGUACCUUUUACAAUUAAGAAAAAAAAUCCUUUUACCUGGCAUUUUGGAUGAACUUAACAUUAAAAACAUACGCCCAGCAACUUUAAAAGUGACUGAAUUAUAAAAAAUUUACAUAUGAACAAUGACACAUUUUCCUAAAGCACCAUACAAACCCCAUAUUCAUACCCCAACACAAUGACAUUUACACAGCCAUCUGCAUCUUAAUGGUGGGAUGAGGGUUGUAGUCACAGAUCUCAAAGUCCUCUGUGCGGAAAUCAUCAAUACUCUCCACUUUCCUCAGAAUCUUCAGCUUGGGGAACGGUCUGAUCUCCCUCUGAAGCUGUAAUUGUGAACAGAUGAUCUGGGUAAAUUGGAUAUCAAGCAUGUAAAUCAUUCAACAAAAGAAUACCAUUAACUAACCCACCUGUACUUUAAGAGGUUCAAUGUGGUUGACAUAGAUGUGAGCAUCACCCAGAGUGUGAACGAAGUCGCCUGGCUGAAAAGACGAGAUGACAAAUGAAUACAAGUCAGAUGAUGAAAUAUACGAUGAUGCACUUUAAAUGAGGGGACUAUAGUGAUCUUACCUGUAGUCCUGUGAUGUGUGCGAUCAUGUAGGUGAGAAGUGCAUAGCUAGCGAUGUUGAAAGGCACUCCAAGACCCAUGUCGCCAGAGCGCUGGUACAGCUGACACGACAGCUCGCCAUCGCAAACGUAGAACUGACAGAGAGCGUGGCAGGGGGGCAGAGCCAUGUGGGGCAGGUCUGCAGAAACAGGUGAGAGGACAUGGAGUUAUAGGAUUCUCCUGGACUGUAAAAAGAGUUAGAUAAGUCCAGGAUUAGUUAAAGUAGUUUUCACCUUUGGGGUUCCAGGCACACAUAAUGAUCCGUCUGUCCUCUGGGUUCUUCUUGAUGGUGUCAAUCACCUUCUGCAGCUGGUCAACACCCUGUCCGUUGUAAUCUGUGGAAGUAGAUGUUUUACACAAAUGGUCAUUUAAGAUUUAAGGUGACAUUAAUAUAGUUGGACCCCAUUUUUAAACUUUAAAAAAUAGGAUGUAAAAUGUCUAGUUUAUGGUUGCCACUAAUUGUCAUAUUUCCACACUGUACCUGCGUGCAUGUUUGUGUACUCUGCACCAAAGUGCCUCCACUGGAAACCAUACACAGGUCCUAGGUCGCCCUCCUCUCUGUCUGUGAACCCCAGAUUGUCCAGGAAGCCGCGGGAACCAUUAGCAUCCCAAAUCUUCACCCCUUUCUCUGAGAGCUCCUUGGCGUUUGUUGAUCCCUUUCAGCACACAUAGAAAAGAAAGCUCAAUUCACUUUAAUUUAAAACAAGACCUCAGGGGGAAAAUGCAGCACUCAUAUAUCAGUCCAUCCAAAUGACCAUAAUUACCAUAUUUAUCUGUGUUCAAAAUGUCUGCAAACCAAUUACUACUGAAAAGUUACUGCUUAUAUUUUCCUUUAAUAUUUACAUGGGUUCGAAUUUAUCUACAUUUCACCCACUUGAACAAAUAGCCUUAAAAAAACAGAAGUGCUUUCUUUGCUUUUUACCUUUAUAAACCACAACAGUUCUUCAAGUAUCCCUCUCCAGAACACUCUCUUGGUCGUCAGCAGGGGAAACUGAUCUAAAAACAAAGAAAAAAAAUACUUACAAACAUUUGAACAGGUUUUUUUUCACAACAUAAAUAAAUGAUUAUGAAGAUCCCUUCAGAUUGAUCAUUGAAAUAAUGAAUAUGAUAUGCAUGUAAAAUGAUGGAUACAACUCACGACUGCUCUCUAGUGGACAAACUCAAUAGUGACACUGUUUUGAAAUAACCACAAAUAUGUGGGCCUUUCUGUGCUGCAGUUUCUGUCAGCUACAACAUAUGACUCGCCCAUCUGUGGUCUGAUUUUUGUAACAAUCAAUGGGUACUAAAUGAACAUCAUCCUCCACUUUGUAUUGAAUUUUGCACAAUUUACUUUUUCUUUUUCACCAACCAUAAUCACCUCAUAAAUGAUAAUGUGCAAUGUUGACUUAUAGAAGAACUGUUUUCUAGAAAUGGCAUGGUGGUUGUAAAUAAAAGGCAAAUG
This is a messenger RNA of Notolabrus celidotus (New Zealand spotty), 4027 nucleotides long. It is a transcript of the gene enosf1, whose product is annotated as enolase superfamily member 1. Gene Ontology annotation, molecular function: magnesium ion binding; L-fuconate dehydratase activity. Lineage: Eukaryota; Metazoa; Chordata; Actinopteri; Labriformes; Labridae. The record is from RefSeq and is a predicted model, not a curated record. The coding region runs from base 86 to 1399 and encodes 437 amino acids. The transcript has 15 exons. Gene Ontology annotation, biological process: carbohydrate catabolic process; amino acid catabolic process.